AUGGCAGAUAGAUUAACCAGGGUGAUUAAUUUAGCUUCUAAGGUCUCUGCCUUCGUUAUUCAGGAAACUUCACCAAGAUUGAUUAAGUUUCGAGAAUAUGCAAGGGUGGAACUAAGGCCACCAACACAAGCGGAUCUCAAGCCAGCAGUCGAACAAGCAACAAAACUGAUGUGUGCAUUCAAAAGUGGUGCUUGGAAAAAUGUUUCCGUUAAGGAAGGGCUUGUUAAUGCUGUAGUGACAGCGGAAGUACUCUGUUGGUUUUUCAUGGGGGAAAUGAUUGGACGAAGAAGCUUUCUAGGAUAUAGUCGGGUUCCAUAUGCCUAUCUCAAGCACCACUAA
Messenger RNA from Schistosoma margrebowiei, 339 nucleotides. The record is from the annotation of a GenBank genome assembly. NCBI's taxonomy places the organism in Eukaryota, Metazoa, Platyhelminthes, Trematoda, Strigeidida, Schistosomatidae.